This is a messenger RNA of Canariomyces notabilis, 4646 nucleotides long. RefSeq lists its product as uncharacterized. The coding region runs from base 163 to 4599 and encodes 1478 amino acids. NCBI's taxonomy places the organism in Eukaryota, Fungi, Ascomycota, Sordariomycetes, Sordariales, Chaetomiaceae. The transcript is spliced from 4 exons. Gene Ontology annotation, molecular function: DNA replication origin binding; DNA-directed DNA polymerase activity; single-stranded DNA binding. Gene Ontology annotation, biological process: leading strand elongation; mitotic DNA replication initiation; DNA replication. The record is from RefSeq and is a predicted model, not a curated record. Gene Ontology annotation, cellular component: alpha DNA polymerase:primase complex.
AGAUUGUUUUCCCUGGGAUCAAUGGACAACCAAGAGGUUCCCCAACGAAGAUGAUUUUCUGCCCUCAUUGACACCCAUAGAGAGCUCUCGGGGCACCCAAUUGACCGGCAAAACCAAAAAUAAGAAAGAAAAGGAAACCAGAACAAAGCAGACACAGAAAACAUGCCCAAGGCUGCGAGCAAGAGAGAGCGGUUCGCCGAGCUUCGCGCGCUGCGCCAGGCCGGCAAGAAGAAGUUCGACACGUACGAGGUCGAAGAGGUCGAGGAUCUCUACGAAGAGGUUGACGAGAACCAGUACAAGAAGAUUGUACGAGACCGCCUCAACCAGGAUGACUUUGUUGUCGACGACAAUGGCGAAGGAUAUGCCGACGACGGCCGCGAGGAGUGGGACCGCGUGCCCACCUACGACUCUGAAAGCGACGAUGACAAUACCAUGAUAGUACGCGGCAAGGACCGCAAAUCUAAGAAGCAGCGCGAGGAGGACCAGGCAAAACGGGAUGCCAAUGACAGGGACAUCUCCGAGUAUUUCACGAAAGGCGUAACCAAGUCACAGCCCAAGGCCAAGGUCGUCAAAACAGAAGACGACAAAAAGUUCCUUGACGACCUCCUGGGCGAGGUCGAUGCCAACAUUCCCGCUCCCUUACCCAGGAUACCCAAGAAGAAAGACGGCUCGGCUGAGAAGAGGAAGACCCGCGCACUCUCCCCCUUCAGAGAAGUGCGACAACCAGUUGCCAAGAAGACAAAGGUGCUUGACAACAGGCUCUCUUCUCCUUUGAUCGACGAUACUGCCAUGCUUCAAGAUGACUUUAUUCCGCCUGCCGAGGACGAGUUGCUCGCGGCACCCGACGUGGUUAUGAGCGAUCCCUUGCCCUCUUCCCCCGCAGCCAAAGUGGCAGAACGGAGGUCGCAGCCCCAGGUCGAGGUUGAGGAGGAGGAAGACGACGGCAUGAUGGAAGUCGGUCACGUCGGCACUGUUACUGCUGCUAGUGUCAACAUUUCCGCCUCGCGACAAAUCAAGAAGAUCAUCAAGCCUGAUCCAUAUCCAUCACCCGCGAGCUCGUCUCCAGUAAGAGCUCCCGACGCCGCCGUUGACUCUUCUUCCUGGAACGAGAUCAACAAGAAGCUGAAUGUCGUGAGCGGGCCACAAACCGAGGCCAGGACCAUUGGCAAGAUCGAUUACCGGGAUGCCAUUGAAGAGGACGGGAGUCUCAACAUGUUUUGGACCGACUACACUGAGGAGAACGGCAGUUUGUGUCUCUUUGGAAAGGUCCUUAACAAGAAGACGGGACGUCAUGUCAGCUGCUUUGUCAAGAUCGACAACAUUCUGCGAAAGCUCUACUUCUUGCCCCGCAAACAUCGAGUCAAGCACAAAGUGGAGACGAAUGAGCAGGUUGAGAUGAUGGAUGUCUACAACGAGGUUGACACCAUCAUGACCAAGAUGAACGUCGGCAUGUACAAGAUCAAGGCUUGUAGUCGCAAGUACGCAUUUGAACUGCCGGGGAUUCCGGCAGAGGGUGAGUAUUUGAAGCUGCUCUACCCCUACACUAAACCCGCCAUCGAACUGGGCACCCAAGGCGAGACCUUCUCGCAUGUAUUCGGCACGAACACGGCUUUGUUUGAGCAAUUUGUCCUCUGGAAGAGGAUCAAGGGACCAGGCUGGUUGAAGAUCCAGGAUGCAGACUUUGGCGCGCUCAAAAACGCAUCGCACUGCCGCCUCGAAGUCCUGGUGGAGCACCCCAACAUGGUCACGGCUAUGAGUGAUUCAGACAGCGCCGACGCACCUCCGCUAACGAUGAUGAGUCUUGCGUUGCGCACCGUAUUCAAUGCCAAGGACAACAAACAAGAGGUCUUUGCCAUCAGCGCAAGAAUCUACGAGGACGUGUCCCUCAGCGACAUGACCCCUGCCGAUAAACUUCCCUGCCGGACUUUUACUGUGAUCAGGCCACAGGGAUCUGCGUUUCCGCUCGGCUUUGAAAGGAUGGCCAAUGAGAGAAAAAUGGGACUUAUCAAGCUGGUGAAGCAAGAGCAGGACAUCUUGUCCUUCUUCUUGGCACAAGUCGAUGUCGUUGACCCGGAUGUGAUCUUGGGGCAUCAGCUGGAGGGCGUUGACUACAGCAUCCUGCUGAAUCGCCUCUACGAGAAGAAAACCCCGCAAUGGUCUCGCCUCGGCCGGCUGAGGCGGUCUGCGUGGCCUGCGUCCAUCGGCAAACUUGGUGGCAACGUGUUCACGGAACGCCGGAUAAUGGCCGGGCGUCUCCUCUGCGACCUCGCCAACGAUGCCGGCAAAUCCGUCAUGUUCAAGUGCCAGUCAUGGAGUCUGACAGAAAUGUGCAGUCUCUAUCUAUCAGGCGACAACCAUCGUCGGGAUAUUGAUAACGACGCGGCCCUCAAGACGUGGGCAACGUCAAAGGAGGGCCUGAUGGAUUACCUAUCGCAUGCCGAGACAGACACCUACUUCAUAGCCGCCUUGGCCUUCAGAACUCAGAUCCUUCCUCUUACCCAGGUCCUCACCAAUCUGGCAGGCAAUUCCUGGGCAAGAACGCUUACAGGCACACGAGCCGAGCGUAAUGAGUACAUCUUGCUCCACGAGUUUCACAGGAAUAAGUACAUCUGCCCGGACAAGCAGCCCUACAAAGGGCGGCCACGCCUUGACGAGGAGAACCCCGAGGAAGAAGGUGUCGAAGGCAAGAAGAAAGACAAGUACAAGGGCGGCCUCGUAUUCGAACCCGAGAAGGGUCUGUAUGACAAGUUUGUGCUGGUCAUGGAUUUCAACUCUCUUUAUCCAUCCAUUAUCCAGGAGUUCAACAUCUGCUUCACAACAGUUGAUCGGACGACAUUGUCUGAUGACGAAGAUGCGGUGCCAGCGGUCCCAACAACACAAGAUCAGGGCAUUCUCCCAAAACUCAUCAAGACGCUAGUCGACUGGCGAAAACAAGUCAAACACCUAAUGAAAGACAAGACCGCCACUCCGGAGCAGCUCGCAACCUGGGACAUUAAGCAGCUUGCCCUGAAAUUGACGGCCAACUCCAUGUACGGUUGUCUGGGUUACACCAAGUCGCGUUUCUACGCCAGACCCCUUGCCGUACUCACCACCUACAAGGGCCGUGAGAUUCUUCGCAGCACCAAGGAACUGGCCGAGAGCAUGUCGCUGCAGGUCAUCUACGGCGACACCGACUCCGUCAUGAUCAAUGCUAACGUGGACAACGUCGCGGACGCGCUGAAGCUCGGCCGCGAGUUCAAAUACGAAGUCAACAAGCGAUACACCCGGCUUGAGAUUGACAUCGACAACAUCUUCCGCCGCAUUCUCCUGCAAGCCAAGAAGAAGUAUGCUGCUGUGAGUCUCGUCGAGGUAAACGGCAAAUGGAUUGAGAAAUUGGAAAUCAAGGGCCUGGAUAUGAAGCGCCGAGAAUACUGCCCCCUGUCACGAGAGAUCUCGAAACGUCUCCUUGACGAAAUUCUCUCGGGCGAUGACACCGAGGCGUCUGUCCAGCGCAUCCAUGAGUACCUGCGCGAGAUUACCGGCAAGAUGCGCGAGCAAGCUAUCCCACCGCAAAAGUACAUUAUCCUCACCCAGCUCGGCAAAUCGCCCAAGGAGUAUCCCAACGCGGACAGCAUGCCACAAGUCCAGGUAGCCUUGCGCGAGAUGGCGCGCGGCAAAACGAUGCGCAAAGGGGACGUCGUCUCGUAUAUCAUCACAGGCGACAGCAAGACAACCUCGGAGCCGGCCGCCAAACGCGCCUACACCCCACAGGACGUGCUCAAAGCCGACUCGGGUCUGGCUCCGGAUGUGGAGUGGUACAUUGGCAAGCAAAUCUUCCCGCCCGUCGAACGGCUCUGCGCCAACAUCGUCGGCACCUCAACCGCGCAGCUUGCUGAGAACCUCGGUCUCGACGUGCGACGGUACGCGAACAACGCCAACUCCUCCAGUUCGAGCAACUCCAACCCCCUCGACAGAAUCCACCCGCUUGAGUCCCAAAUUCCAGACCACAUCCGCUUCGGCGACUGCGCGCGCCUCUCACUGCGCUGCCGCGCUUGCAAGACAAGCGCCCCGUUUGAAGGGCUGCUCGGCUCCGCCGACCGCGUGACGCCCGCCGGUGUGGCCUGCGCCAACCCCGCCUGCGGCGCCACCCUGCCGACCCUCUCUGUCGUCGCCCAAGUCGAGGCCGCCGUCCGCGCGCAAACGGCGCGCUACUACGAGGGCUGGCUCGUCUGUGACGAUUCCAGCUGCGGCAACCGCACCCGCCAAAUGACCGUCUACGGCACCCGCUGUUUGGGGCCCAAGGGUUUGGCGAGGGGGUGCCGGGGCAUCAUGCGCUACGAGAUGGGCGAGCGCGAGAUGUACAACCAGCUGGUCUACUUCCAGAGCCUGUUCGAUGUCGACAAGGCCAAGGCGUUAGCGCUGGCCGGUGGGGACAAUAUUCAGGCUGGCGAAGGGGAGACGACUGCCGAGCGCAAGGUAAAAAUCCUCGCGCUGGCGGAGCAGAAUCGGAAGAGGUUCGAGACUGUCAAGGGGGUCGUGGAUAAGUACCUGGAUAAGUGUGGGUUCCGGUGUGUCGCCAUGGCUUCCCUGUUCUCAAAGUUGGGGUUUGUGGCUGCUUGAUCGGGGUAAUCUUGGUUGGGUAGAGGGAACCUGUGUUGGACAUGACU